UUAUACCUUAGCUACCUUAGCCUAGCUCAGGUCAAGAAAAAGAUUGCCCCUAAGCCUAGCGCAAUAUAAGAAGUUCCCGAAAUGAACAGCAACGAUUCUACUGCAAAGCCACAGAACGGGUCUGGUGGCAUUACAGUUCCAGACUGCCUAUAUCAAGUCGAUACAGGCUUAGAAGUUGCUUUUAAAGUAAUAGCGUUUUCUUUGGUACUAUUCUUGGCUUUAAUUGGCAACACUUUGGUCGUCUGGGUCGUCCAUAAAAGCACUUCAAUGCGCAAGAAGCCUAUCAAUCUCUUCAUCGUCAACCUUGCUGUGUCUGACCUUUUGCUGGCUCUCUUUGUUAUUCCUCGAAUCAUUACUGAAACUGUUUUGUAUUCAGGAAUAUGGCUAGUCAAUGGCACCGCUGGGUUAGCAUUAUGCAGGAUCGUCAUUUUCAUCCAGGAUGUUGCUACUGCCGUCUCUCUGCAAAGCCUUGUGAUCAUCGCCUUUGAUCGGUUUUGCGCCGUUGUUUAUCCACUUCGAAUAGCAACAAUGCCAUGCACAACUCGCUUGGUUGUCAUACCCAUGACGUGGGUCGUCGCUUGUGCACUCCAUUCGCCUGACCUCUUUAUCUACAAACUCUUACCAAUGGACAAUAAUACCUCAAAAUGUGCUCAAGUUUGGUCAACGGACAAAGAAGAGCAUGAGAAGAUUGCAAGCAGAUACUAUAUGGCAAUUUUCUGCCUGUUCGUCAUAAUCCCAAUGAUUCUGCUUACCGUGCUUUAUGCGUCGAUAUUCAUUCACUUGAGAAGGAGAGGAAAGAUGACUGAUUUGCACACUUCAGGCUUGCAGGUCGGAAAGCGCAAAGAACAAGAAUGGAAUGUAUUAAAGAUGGCGCUGGCAAUUGUCCUCGGAUUCGCCGUCUGCUACGGGCCAUUCAACGCUCUAAUCUUUUUGAGGAUUUUCAAGUGGAACAUAUGGAUUCCUGUGUGCCGAAUUAAAACGCUUUAUUUCGUCACAACAUUCCUUGUUUAUUUCAACACAGCUUUGAAUCCAAUUAUCUAUUUUGCGUUCAGUGAGAACUUUAGACUUGGAUUCAAGCGAGUUUUUACUCAUCACUCAAAAAAUAGUUCAACAGCAAAGGUCUUUCUUACAAGCGUGAAAAACAAGAUGCGUGGAGAGGGUACAAAUUGCGAAAGCACGCAUAAAGUAAAGACAACGUGCCAUGUUCUUGAUACGCAUUUGUAAGUGAGCGAUAAAAUCUAAAUGAUUGUUGGCGACACAAGCCUUUAGAAGAACUGGGCAAUGAUAUGGCAAUUCUUUAUCAAAGGUAUCUCUAUUCGGCAGCUUCGUUUGUGGGGGUCUUGGUCAGUCACAACAGUCCAAGUGCGAGAUAUUUGCACAUCAUAUCAUGGCACUACUUAAUAUUUCUGAAAUAACUAAAUGACCAUGAACAACGGAUCGAAAAUGUAGACAGCAUCCGUGUCAUUAUUUAGAUUAUGAGGACCGAAUGCAUCUCGUAUGGUCGGCAAGGCCUCUAGCAGAGUUAAAAUACAGUUUAAUUAAUGUUUUAGCGAUUGUGGCUUCGACGCUGACGAUAAGAGAAUCGCGUACAUUAUACUCUUCAAAACAUUUUUUGGUUAUCGCCGCAAAUGCCCAACCCAUAAACUCUAUAGUGGACAGUCGCUGUCAUCAUCCAAACCUACUGAUCGAUAACCAGUAUAAAUGACUAAGCAAUAAUGUAGUUGCUAUUCGGGGAUAUCUAUGGAGUUAUCAUUUCUUUAGCUAUAAUAGUAUGGCCUCGAGAUAGAAGAUACAAAAAUCUUGUGUAAAUUGAAAUCAAACAGCUGUUUUUUUCAUUUAAAACGUAUUGAGCUUUUCGGGAAGUGCCAUUUCGGGGUGCCACGGGAAAAGAGGGUCUUCUAAGGAUAUUUCAAACAAAGGAUUUUUCUUUCAAGAAUAAUUAUGCGCUUACGAAGUUAAUUUCGACUGGAACUUUUAGAUCCUGGGAUUUAUAACAGAAUAUAAAAAUGGGAACGAUUGACAUUGAAAUAUUAAAAAAGCAAUAAAUCUGGCUAAUGGUCUCAAUAUAUCAAAUCAUAGCGUGGGGAAUUAAAAAGCCAGACUAGGUAUGAUAAUAAAAUUUCUGUUUUUCAAAUUUAACAUUCAGCGAUAAGUCUUGGGAAGAUAAAAAUGUUAAUUAAGAGUAGAAUAUUUAGAUUAAAUGUUAAUAAAAUCAUCACGAACUGUA
This is a messenger RNA of Exaiptasia diaphana, 2227 nucleotides long. Its product is annotated as neuropeptide FF receptor 2-like. Gene Ontology annotation, biological process: G protein-coupled receptor signaling pathway. NCBI's taxonomy places the organism in Eukaryota, Metazoa, Cnidaria, Anthozoa, Actiniaria, Aiptasiidae. The coding region runs from base 82 to 1224 and encodes 380 amino acids. Gene Ontology annotation, cellular component: membrane. The transcript has 2 exons. Gene Ontology annotation, molecular function: G protein-coupled receptor activity. The record is from RefSeq and is a predicted model, not a curated record.